CUCUUACGUACAGGAUUCACCCCAGUCAGGGUAAAUCUGCCUCGGGGUCGAGACGUCGUGCUUACUCCCGUUAUGUAUACUUUGUUGUGGAUAUUAAACCGUCACAAAAAAUUUUUUUCUCUCGAUCUAAUAAUUUUUUACUCCUAAAAAUUUUUUUUUUUACACUUUUUUAUGUCCCAUAUUUACUCUUUUUUUUUCCACAGUGACAUCCAAUAAAAAGUAAUAAAUAAAAAAAUGAUAAAGUUUUGAAAGUAAAAUAUAAAAAAAAAAAUUAAUUAACUUAAAAAUUAGUGAGUUUUGUUGAUUAAAUAAAAAAAUAUAAUACUCCAGUGUAAAUAAAAUUUAUCUGUGUAAAUAAAAAUGUAGAGUUUUAGUGUAGAACAAAAGUUGAGGAAUAAAAUAAAGUGGAGUGACAAUUGGUUUGAGUUGCCAGACAGUAUUCAGUGGCAUAAAAGUAACAACAAAGUUUGGCAAUAACCAUUCACGUGUGACGUUAUCGUAUGUGAGGACACACCAGUUACAUUUAUACCCCUAAUAUAUUGUUAUUACACCCUUACAUUUUGUUCAUGUACUCAUUUAUUGGUCCGAGUAGUACGAGCAUAAGCGCCAGCACAACUACAACUUGUACGCGUACGAGAACGAGGGAAUAAAUAGAUACGCGUAUAAAUCCCCAGUCCGCAACUAUCUGAGGCGGACCAAAUUUUCUUCUACCCCUUUUUUUUUCUUUUAUGAUGCUCGCGGUCGUUACGUAUGUAAAUGCAAUGAAGUGUGUGCGAGUACUCGGGGGUUGAAAUAAACUUGUCGUGAGUGAUCUAUGAUCUUCGAGACUAACUCGUGCAAGCUAACUUAGAUAAUUUAUUCUGAGGACGCUUCGCACGCCGCCGGCAUAUCGAUAUAUAUAUUUGGUGUGUGAUCCAGGGCGGCGUCGAUUUUUAAAAAAAUAUUUAUAUACAUAUUUUAUUACUUUAUAAAUAACAGAAAGUCUAGAGGAUUAUUCAGUCAGUGUACGGUGUGUUGAGUUAAAUGUGAAAGCUCUGAAUUAAAAUAUGACUAAAAAAUUUUUCAAGUGCACUCGAGACACUCGUACGGAUGUGUUGUCAUUUCUCGGUAGUUUUUAGUCUUGUUAAAGUUUUAGUUUUAUAGUUACACAGAGAAAGAGCAGAAGGAGGAAAAAGAGAAGGAGGAGAACGAGGGAUAGGAGUGAGCCCGUUAUUCAGAAUUGAGGAUGAAGAAAAUUAUGAAGAGGAUGUGGGUCAUUUGAGUAUCGUUGUGUUGUGGAAUAUAAAAGAAAGUUUAGAGAUCAUUCUAGUUUUGCGAAAUGGCUUUGAGAUGGCAAGCGAGGCUAUCUAUCGCCGCUAUACUUUUUAUGUGUACUGAAGACACGCUGAGUCUGAAUGAUGGGAUGGAAAAGCUGGAGCGGCAUCCUGGGCAAGGCAGGCCAAGACAGCAGAUGAUCGAUCACUCGAUCGGCCUCAAGACCAAGCCAGAGCCCACUUUUGAUUUUAACCAGCCCACUAAUGUCACUGCUCUCAUCGGAAAAACAGCGUAUCUCACUUGUCGAGUCAGACAUCUUGGGAAUAAAACUGUGUCGUGGGUGCGACUGCGAGACAUCCACAUCCUGACAACAGGAGCGUACACUUACACGAGUGAUCAGCGAUUCCAGGCUCUGCACAGACAGAACACCGGUCAAAAUAAUGAGUGGUCUGAGUGGACCCUGUGCAUAAAAUGGGCCCAGGAGCGUGACCAGGGUAUUUACGACUGUCAAAUAUCGACCAUACCACUAAAGUCUCACCAGUUUUACCUGAACGUUGUCGUUCCCACGGCAACGAUUCUCGGUGGUCCGGAACUGUACGUGGGUGCUGGAAGUACGAUAAACCUGACAUGUGCGAUACGGUUCAGCUCCGAACCCCCAGCCUACAUCUUUUGGUACUACGACGGCAACGUACUCAGCUACGACAGUCCUAGAGGUGGUGUGUCGGUGAUAACGGAGAAAGGAACUGAUGUUACAACUUCGUGGCUCCUUAUACAGACAGCCCAGCCCUCAGACUCGGGUGAAUACAGCUGCAAGCCCAGCAAUGCCAAUACUGCGUCUAUACGUGUUCACGUUGUCAAUGGUGAACGUCCAGAAGCGAUGCAAACAGGGACAGCAGGGCCUAUUUUAUCCUCAAGCUGCCUCUUGGUAUCGCUCAUCAUUUUGUACAUAUCUUCAGUGUAAUACGACUGGCACAAAUAAAAUAAAAAAUAUUAAAUAAAUAAAUACUAUUUAUAAAUAUAUAUUAAAAUAUUGCUAAGAGAAUGAAAUAAAGCUCGUGGAUGACCAGCCGUGUCGAUAUCCCGGGUACAAAUAAAAUAAGACAAGUAAAGUGAGAUUGCGAGCGAGCGAUUGAGAGAAUCUGUGAGUGAAUAAAAGAUAACUAAGUACGUCUUAUAUUUUUGGUUGCGUGCAGUGUUAUAUAUUUGUCCGUUAGUCUGACAGUUUAUCCCGUUUGAUUGAUUCGUAAGCCGCCGUGAGAAGUAAAGACGAAUUUUAAAACUGGGAUAAGGAUAUUCGGUUUAAUCUGGAUUAUCUGUCAUCGUUCGGCGUCUCAAUGAUUCGGCUCAUUCAUACACUCGCCGUUACAGAGACUUACAUUUACACACUAUCAGAAACAAGAGUAUAAUCUACUUUUACUUAAAUCACCGACGCAUUGCGAUCGAGCAGAUAAAAUAACCUAUCGCUUAGGGAUGGGCGAUAUUGAAAAAAAACAUCGAUAUCGUAACAUCGAUAGUUUUAGUUUUUUAUUAUCGAGUAUCGAUAUAUCUUGUCCAAAAAAUAUCGAUAGAAAACAUCGAUACUUUAGAAAAAAAAAAUCGAUAGUUGAAACAUCGACAGAUAUCGCCCAUUCCUAAUUAAAAAAAAAUAUCGAUAUCGUAACAUCGAUAGUUUUAGUUUUCUAUUAUCGAGUAUCGAUGUAUCGUCUCCAAAAAAAUAUCGAUAGGAAACAUCGAUACUUUAGAAAAAAAAAAUCGAUAGUUGAAAUAUCGAUACUUUAGAAAAAAAAAAUCGAUAGUUGAAAUAUCGAUAGAUAUCGCCCAUCCCUACUAUCGCUUACGAAUUACACCCGGCCCUCAAUUACUCAUGUACAUAAUUAAAAAAAAAAAGAGAAAAAUAAAUAAUUUUGGCACAACUGUCAUUCAAAAUUGAGCUCCGGAAUAAAUACCAAAAAGCUUUUAUUAUUUUUAAUAAAUAUCACGUAUCUUUAUUUUCAAUGGCAUGUUGGAUAAAUUAAACCGACAAUCGGCGUUUUUGUAUAAACUUUUCCAUCAAUCAAAAAAUUGAAUCGCCUCGCAAAAACAUAACGUAACUGUUUUAUAUAGACGGCAGUGGAGGACAGAAAACACAAAUUUCCCAACAACUCUCGACUCGACAAGUUAAAUUAUGAUAUCCUAUAUACAUGAAUGUAUGAAUGUUGCCCAUUGUAUCGCUUCCAAUUUAUUCCGGGGAAUAACGAUGGCCCGUCAGCCGUGACAAACUCGUUAAUCGGUCUUCAUGACGUCCGUACACGUGUCCCCUCCCCCUCACUGCGUUAUAUUGUUGUACGUUAGUUCUUGUUAGCUGGCAAAAACCUAUCAGGUCGACUGAGAUACAUAAGAAUAAGACUAAAAGCAAGAGCGAAGGCAGGAUCGUCAGUGGUUUAGUAAAUUAGCAAGUGCAUUUAUGGAACCAGUACCGAUAAGAGCGCCAACAGAAGCAACGAUAACGCAACUAAACAGAUCGAUACCACCCACCAGAUAUGACGAUACUCAAUAUGUAUUCGUGUAUGUAAUAGUUAACCGCACUUGGUGGUAGUUGUAUUGUACGCGUGUUAAUACAUAUAUCCGACACGUGUUGAGUCACAACUAACGAUGAUAACCAAGCACAAACAUUGUACACACCACUACUCAUCUUGUAAAUUAUUAACACUUUGGGAUAUUAAAUUAAUUUUAAGUCUUUAUUUAUUAUUAUUAAUAUUAUUAAAUAUUGCGUGGCUGGUGUCCUAAAAUCGUGGAUGUAAUUAUACGCCCUUAUGGUUCUCGAGUGCCAUAAGGGCGUAUAAAAAAUUUUUUUGUUACCAAACGAUGUACUUUUAUUCAAAAGUAACGAAAUAUUGAUUGUACUGAUUUUUAUUUUUUUUUAUAUGAACAUUUUUUUAAUAAUUUUAAAAUCCCGAAUAAAUUUUUUAUCUUCUUCGAGAAAAAAAAAUUCUAACGCCCUUACCCUUAUAGGAAGAAACAAUAGGCCCAAGCUUGGCCGAGGCUUGGCGCAAGACUUAUUAACUCUGGGGAAAGCUUGAAAUCCAAGCUUGGCCCAAGUCUGUCUAAGCAUCGAAAUGAUAACACCCAGCCAAGCUUGAGUGACAGUGUUGUGCCAAGGCUGCAUCUUAGUAUUGGCCCAAUAACCAAUGCCAGUAUUGUGCCAAGAUUGCAUCUAAGUAUUGGCCCAAUAUCGAGAGCCAGUAUUGUGCCAAGACUGUUGCUAAAUAAGCACCUAUGCUUAUUAAAAAUAAAUUAAAAAAAAAAAAAAAAA
Messenger RNA from Microplitis mediator, 4546 nucleotides. RefSeq names its product zwei Ig domain protein zig-8-like. The record is from RefSeq and is a predicted model, not a curated record. The transcript is spliced from 5 exons. NCBI's taxonomy places the organism in Eukaryota, Metazoa, Arthropoda, Insecta, Hymenoptera, Braconidae. Gene Ontology annotation, biological process: synapse organization. Gene Ontology annotation, cellular component: neuron projection membrane. The coding region runs from base 1319 to 2215 and encodes 298 amino acids.